AUGGCGAUGAGAUGGUUUGAUAGCCUCAAGCCAAACUCCAUAAACUCUUUUAAGCAGCUGACACAGGCUUUUGGUUCUCGCUUCAUAACUAGCAGCAGAGUCCCUCGGCCCCUAGAUUCCUUCCUGUCCUUGUCCAUGCGAGAAGGAGAGACCCUGAAGGCCUACUCAGACAGAUAUUGGGAAAUGUAUAAUGAGAUAGAGGGAAAUUACGAUGGCGUCGUCAUUAGCACAUUCAGGGGGGGCCUGUCGACAGAGCAUGGUUUAAGGAAGUCCUUGACAAGGAAACCGGUCACUAGCGUGCACCAACUCAUGGACAUAAUUGACAAGUACAAGAGAGUCGAAGAAGACCAACAGACGAGAAAGGGCAAAGCGAAGGUUGUCCCUCAGGAAAGGAGGGACUUCAGGUUGGACCGCUUUAACAGCAGUAAUUGGCCGAGAAGGGAUUACUCGGAGUAA
Molecule: messenger RNA, 456 nt
Organism: Quercus lobata
Lineage: Eukaryota; Viridiplantae; Streptophyta; Magnoliopsida; Fagales; Fagaceae
Exons: 1
Coding region: 1-456 (151 amino acids)
Source: RefSeq, a predicted model, not a curated record